AUGUUUAAAUGCGAACAGUGCCCGUUGGUUUUCACCCGUAAAGAUAAUUUAGUCAGACAUGGGAAAACUCAUACCGGUAUUCGUUUUCCAUGUACUAUAUGUCAGUCAACAUUUACAUACAAAACCAGUCUCACCAAACAUUUGAAAAAUGCUCAUGGCAUCGCUCCGUCUUAUAGCCAGCCUGCAUCUCAACCAGUACGACAGAGUGUCAUACAGUUCGCGCCUCGCAUUGCUCCACAGAUCCAGAUUACCCCUCAAAUUUCCGUUCCCGAUGGCUCAGCCGGUAGAUCAAAUAUGUUAACCGAAGACGAGAUGUGUAUGCAAGCCAUGGACGAAUUUGAGAAUAAAGAUUCUUAUACUACGGGCGUUAACGGGAAACGUGUUUCGACCGCCAACACCACCUCGGCUGCUAGGACUUUCUACGUGGGCUAA
Messenger RNA from Aphis gossypii (cotton aphid), 432 nucleotides. Its product is annotated as zinc finger protein 714-like. Gene Ontology annotation, biological process: regulation of transcription by RNA polymerase II. Gene Ontology annotation, cellular component: nucleus. Gene Ontology annotation, molecular function: DNA-binding transcription factor activity, RNA polymerase II-specific; sequence-specific DNA binding. Lineage: Eukaryota; Metazoa; Arthropoda; Insecta; Hemiptera; Aphididae. The transcript is spliced from 4 exons. The record is from RefSeq and is a predicted model, not a curated record. The coding region runs from base 1 to 432 and encodes 143 amino acids.